Hibiscus syriacus is the source of this 2284-nucleotide messenger RNA. Its product is annotated as RNA-binding motif protein, X chromosome-like. Bases 372 to 1706 code for a protein of 444 amino acids. Gene Ontology annotation, molecular function: mRNA binding. The transcript has 10 exons. NCBI's taxonomy places the organism in Eukaryota, Viridiplantae, Streptophyta, Magnoliopsida, Malvales, Malvaceae. The record is from RefSeq and is a predicted model, not a curated record. Gene Ontology annotation, cellular component: nucleus.
ACUGAGAAUGACAUUAGGAAAGUCUUUACCAAGUUGGUGAAAUGUUGAAGUUAGGCUGAGACCCUCAAACAAAGAAGAACAAGGGGUUUGCAUUCUUGCGUUUUGCAACUGUAGAACAAGCAAAACGAGCAUUUACUGAACUUAAGCAUCCUGUGAUUAACGGGAAACAAUGUGGUGUUACCCCAAGUCAAGACAGCGAUACCCUUUUCCUGGGUAACAUAUGCAGGACAUGGACCAAGGAAGCAUUGAAAGAAAAGUUGAAACAUUAUGGAGUUGAAAAUGUUGAGGAUUUAACAUUGGUAGAAGAUACCAACAAUGAAGGAAAGAAUCGAGGUUUUGCAUUCUUGGAAUUUGCUUCUCGUUCAGAGGCCAUGGAUGCUUUUAAGCACCUUCAACGAAGAGAUGUUUUAUUUGGGGUUGAUAGGCCUGCAAAGGUUUCAUUUGCAGAUUCGUUCAUUGACCCUGGUGAUGAAAUCAUGGCACAGGUUAGGGCCAUAUUUAUUGAUUGCCUACCUCCUUCUUGGGAUGAGGAUCGCGUCAGAGAGCUGCUGAAAAAAUAUGGGGAAAUUGAAAAGAUUGAACUUGCCCGAAAUAUGCCAUCAGCUGAGAGGAAGGAUUAUGGCUUUGUUACGUUUGAUUCUCAUGAUGCUGCUGUCACAUGUGCUAAGAGCAUUAACAAUACCGAGUUGGGUGAAGGCGACAACAAGGCUAAAGUCAGAGCAAGGUUGUCAAGACCACAUCAGAGAGGCAGAGGUAAGCAUCAUGGCCGUGAUAGUUUCAGGUCUGGGCAUGGAUCUGGACGAGUUAUGAGGGGUUCAUGGAGUAAUCCUGCUCCUCGUGGUCCCCAUCCUCGCGGUAUAAGAGGAUUUAGUAGUCGUGCACCACCACCUAGUCUGAAGAGGCCUGUUGGAUUAAGAGAUAGACGCCCUAUUAUGUCUGCAGCAGCUAGAAGCAGGCCUUUGGCUCCACCUCCUCCUAGAUCUUAUGAUAGAAGAGCACCGGUCCCACCAUAUCCAAAGAGUACUUUGAAGAGGGAAUACAGUCGACGUAAUGAGCUUCCUCCUCCAAGAAGCCGAGAUGUGGUGGAUUAUGCUUCUAGGAUUGCCCCUGAGAGACGAUCAUCAUAUAGAGAUGAGUAUUCUUCUCGCAGUUCUGGCUACGCUGAUUAUCCUAGAAGCACUGCUCGUCCUGCUGCAAGGAGACCCUAUAUGGAUGAUGCAUAUGCUCAAAGGUUUGAAAGGCCUCCUAGUUAUCAUGAGGGGCGUGGCCAUGAUUAUGACUCUAUGUCUGGUUCAAAGAGAACAUAUUCGGCAAUGGACGAUGUUCCUCCACGAUAUUCUGAUGCAGGUGUCAGGCAUUCAAGGGCUCGUCUAGACUAUGAACUUGCUGCUGGAGCUCCACCGUAUGUAGAUGCAUAUGAUGAUAGGUUUGGGAGAUCCAGUCUGGGAUAUGGUGGUGGCAGGAGUUCAAUAUCAGGCAGUCAGGAUUCACAUGGGCUAUAUGGCAGUCGUCAGGGAAUGAGCUAUGGCGGAGGUUCUUUCAGUGGCAGUGAUACUGUAGGAAUGUACGCAUCCUCUGGUUAUGGUGGUGAUUACAUGCGGAGGGGAUCUGAUGUUGGUGGUAGUUCUUACUCGUCUAUGUAUUCUAGCCGUGGUAUGGGUGGCAGCAGUUACAUGGGUGGUGGUGGUUCUGGAUCAUACUACUGAUGUAAGUAUGUUAAAUUUUCCCCAUUCCUCUUCAUGUUGUACUCCUGGAAGUGCAAUAUUCUUUAGGAUUAGUGUAUUUUUAAUGGAUAUUAGGGCUUCCCGAAGAAGUUGCUUUCUAUGUUCUUCUGAAAGAUGUGUUGCCAAGGAGAUAGAUAGCCAUAUCGUUACUACUGAAUUUGUCUAUGGAACAGAUUUCAAAGACAACGAGGCUGCUGUAGGACGUGGAAAAUUUGAAGCUCGUAUUUUAUACUCAUGGUAUUGGAUAGAAGCAUGCCAAAUGCUGUAGCCUCCAUACAAUGAAGGAAAAAGUUUUGGGGAUGAAGUUUCAUGUGAGAGGCUCUGUGCUCAUUCAAGCUGUUUCUAGUUUAUCAAAGAGGUUAUUUGCGAGUAUUCAUGUUUAUGCUGUAAGGAAAAAGUACUCUCAUUUAGAGAUUAAUACAGCUAGUGCUUAGAGUAUGCUCUGUAUGAACAGCAGUGUUUGUAUUUUAAGAACUCCUCCCAAAGGAUAAUUUGGAAGCAUUUAUCACAAGUAUUAGAGGAGAGAAUAAAGUUUUUAUUUAAGUUUGGUUGGAUUUUGG